AUGGCAGAUCUCUUGACAGGGCCUAUUCGUGAAGGAAAUCGUGGAGGUCAUGGCCUUUUCCGAUGGGAAAAUGUCAAAGAAGACAAGUAUCGUGAAAAUUAUUUAGGUCAUUCACUUCGUGCUCCAGUUGGACGUUGGCAGAAGGGUCGGGAUCUUACAUGGUACACAAAGAAUAAAAAAGAGGUAUCUACGGCUUCUCUAUCUGCUCGAGAUGAAGAAAUUAAAUUAAUAAAACAAGCAGAAAAGGAUGCACUUGCUGAAGCAUUAGGUUUUAAGGUUGAAAAAACAACUGAAUCAAAUGAAAUAUCACAAGAUAUUGCAAAAGCAAUACAUCGUACGGAGAGAGAGGACGAAGAUAGUAGGAUAGGAACUGCUGUUAAGGCGGCAGAUACCGUUCAAGGGAUUGGAUUUCAAACGAUGACUCGACACUAUACACAACAGAAAGAAAAGCAAAAUGUAUUAGAUACAAGAAGACUUAAGCAAAAUGAACAUUUAUAUAUGGCUCGUCGGGAAGAUGAGCAGGAUUUGCCAGUGAGACGGGGAUCUCGUGAAGAUGCUAUCAGAUCUCAUUAUCAAUCUCGAUAUCGUAGUCGCUCUCCAAGUCGAAAUUGCAGCCGCUAUCGUAAUUACAAUCGACGUAUUUAA
Messenger RNA from Pneumocystis murina B123, 645 nucleotides. RefSeq lists its product as hypothetical. NCBI's taxonomy places the organism in Eukaryota, Fungi, Ascomycota, Pneumocystomycetes, Pneumocystales, Pneumocystaceae. The record is from RefSeq and is a predicted model, not a curated record. The transcript has 3 exons. Bases 1 to 645 code for a protein of 214 amino acids.